This is a messenger RNA of Rattus norvegicus (Norway rat), 3460 nucleotides long. The record is from RefSeq and is a predicted model, not a curated record. Lineage: Eukaryota; Metazoa; Chordata; Mammalia; Rodentia; Muridae.
UGCAUAAUCUUGAAAGAGCCUUCCUGACUGGUUAGGGUAUAAAAGACAAAUAGAAACGGUGCCUCUCAUUGGCUUUUCUCCUAGCUUUGCAUCCCGCCCUAUCGCUGCCCCUCUGGACCAAGAGGUCAAUCGGAAGCUACUGGAAUUGGAAAUGGGCACCUAGAGAGGUGCAUCUGGGGACGUUUGUGGUGGCUCUGAGACCCUUGCCACCUGCUUCUCCUCCCACUCAUGGCCAAGCUGGUGAUUCUCGCCACCCCGGCCCCAUUGACGCUGCCUUGAGAGUUGCUCCAGAGUAGGGCUCCAGAGCUUGGAGCAGCAUGGGCACCGAGAAGGAAGAGCCCGACUGUCAAAAACAGUUCCAGGCAGCAGUCAGCGUCAUUCAGAACCUGCCUAAGAAUGGCUCUUACCGCCCCUCCUAUGAAGAGAUGCUGCGAUUCUACAGCUACUACAAGCAGGCUACCGCGGGGCCCUGCCUGGUCCCCCGACCUGGGUUCUGGGACCCCAUUGGACGUUACAAGUGGGAUGCCUGGAACAGCCUGGGGAAGAUGAGCAGGGAGGAAGCCAUGUCCGCCUACAUCACGGAGAUGAAGCUGGUGGCACAGAAGGUGAUCGACACAGUGCCCCUGGGCGAGGUGGCAGAGGAUAUGUUUGGUUAUUUCGAGCCCCUGUACCAGGUGAUCCCGGACAUGCCGAGGCCGCCAGAAACCUUCUUGAGAAGGGUCACAGGUUGGCAAGAGCCAGCGGUGAAUAGAGACGUUCAGGCUGCUCCAGAGCCUUCUCAUCCCCCCAAGGAGCCAGCACCUCCAAGUCCAGAGUCCCGGCUACCAAGAGACUUGGACCUGGAGGUUUUCUGUGACUCCGUGGAGCAGCUAGAGCCAGAGUUGGUGAGAGUGCCUGUCUUGUCCCCUGUUCCUGCUGAAUCCGAGUUGCCCCACCUCCACACUGGGACCGGGGACUCUGCUCAGAGGGUUUGGGCAGAGCAGAAGGAAGCCGCUGGCAGAGAGCUCACCACCAGGAGCAGCCCCGAGUCCCCCGAGGGGUUUGGAGGCAGCCUGAUGGGCCCCCAGGAGUUGGACAGAUGGCUGGUGGGGACAGUCCAGGCCAUGCAGGAAAGCAUGAAGGACGUUCACAGGAGGCUACAGAUCCUGGAGAGCAAGCCCCAGCCACUUGAGCAGUCUCCCAAGUGCUGAGAUUACACGUGCUCACCACCACAUCUGGCGUAUUUCCCUUUCACAGAAGAGGAAACAGAGGUCUGAGAAUUUAGCUUACCAGGGGCCACACAAACCUGGGCGACUUUUACUGAACUGCUUUUGUGGUGCCCAGGACCCAGCGGUCUGGUCAAAUGGGCUCUCUUGAUAGCGCUGUGAUGGCGAAACAGCAAGGGAUGGAGCGCAUACGGCCCCAAGUCUGCUGGUUCCCACCCUAGAGAGAAGUCUGGAGUGGUUCAAACAGGAAUGGGCCUCGUUGCUCUAUUUGGGGAUCUCUAGUGUGAGCCUUUAACCCACUGGGUAUGGUGGAUCUGAGCCCUGGUGACAAGGAUUUCAACACUGCCUCCUUUCCCCCCAGAGCAUUCUCUCCCCUCCCCCAUUUUACCUUUUACCCACUUGAAAUGCAAAAGAUUCCCUACUCCCACUCCCACCCCCACCCCCAACCCACCCCCACACUAGGGAUUCCUGAGUACAGAAGGAAGGAUGCUGUUGUCCACUGAGCUGUGUCGUCAGCCCGCUUUUCUGUUUGAGACAAGGUCUUACUAAGUCGCCCACUUGAAAUUAUAAUGUUUCAUAGAUUAUAAAAUAUCUGGGCUUAGACUCCGGGGUAUAUCUCAGCAAUAGGGCAUUUCCCCAGAAGCACAGGGCUCUUGGUUCGAUCUCUGACACCACCAAAAGGAGGGUGGGGAGUUUAAACCUAGCAUUACCAAGUAACUGAAAUUGCUGGCCAGUGACAUCAGUCCUGGCUAUAAUAGGGGGAAGGGUGGUGGUGGUGGUGGUGGUGGUGGUGUGUGUGUGUGUGUGCGUGCACUCUCGAGUGUGUGUACGUGUGUGUACAUGUGCAUGCACACACAUGUGUAGAAGUCACAGGGCAAUUGUGUGUCUCCUUCUGACACAUGAGUCCCUGACAUUAAAACUUGGGUCACCAGGCUUGGCUGCAAGCACUGUUUCUUGCAGACCCAUCUCACAGAUUUUAAACAUUUUUAAGAUCAUUGAGCCUAAAAAAAAGCAGACCCUUCCUGACCUUUGCCCCUUCUUUUUCUCUCUGUUCCCCCCUCCUUUGUCUCCCUUCCCCAACAAUAAACCUCUCCCACGUGGGAAAAAAAAGAUUGUUAACAGCAUACUAUAACCCUAGCACUCUGGACACAGAGGCAGGAGGAACCAUGAUAUUUGAGGCUAGCCUAAGCUACAUAGUGAGUCCCAGGCUAGCCAAAAAUAAAAAAAACGACUAAAUUGUAAGCAUCAUAAUGCUAAUUCUUUUUUUUUUUUUUGGGGUUCUUUUUUUUCGGAGCUGGGGACCGAACCCAGGGCCUUGCGCUUCCUAGGCAAGCGCUCUACCACUGAGCUAAAUCCCCAACCCCCAUAAUGCUAAUUCUUACAUUCCACUCUGAAUACAUUUUAUUACAAUUAAUUAAUAUCAUUACAUAGGCAACCCAAUUUCAGAUUGUCCUAGUUGUUCUGGAACUCCCUUUUCCAGCGGCUGUUAUCCAGUCUGGGGUCACACACUAAUUCACCAUCUUUAUUGCUGUUGUUGGCUGUGCUGGGAGGCAGGCGUCAAACACAGGGCAUCCGGCUGUGCCUCUAACUUCUCCCUCAGCCUGGAUUAGUCUGAGUAGGAACAUGUAGAAUGCCCUACCUUUGAGGGUCUAAUCGUGGUUGACUUCCUUGUGUCUUGUGUUUCCCUGUGAAAGGAGGGUGAACACACUGGCCAAGGCUCCAUCAGCAGCUUACACUUGUGUUUGGUUUUAGUGUUUUAUUUAUCUGGACUGUGUGUGUGUGUGUGUGUGUGUGUGUGUGUGUGUGUGUUGCUCACAUGUGUGUAUGUGCACCACAUAUGUACCUGGCGUCCUCAGAAGUCAGAAGAGGUAGGUAUUGGGUCCCCUGGAACCAGAAUCAAGACAGUUGUGAGCUGCCACAUUGAGUUUCAGGUCCUCUGCAAAAGCAGCAAGUGCUCUUACCUGAGUCAUCUAUCCAGCCCAAGGUGUUUUGUUGUUUGUUUGUUUGUUUGUCUCAUUGUGUAACUCUGGCUGGUCUGGAACUCACUAUGUAGACCAGGCUGGUCUUGAACUUGUGAAGAUCUGCCUUGCUUCUUCCUCCUUCCCUUUGCCACUCAGUGUAGUUUAUACUUGUAAUCCCAGCACUUAGGAGACUGAGACAGGAGUUUUGCUGUGAGUUCCCAGGCCAGCUGAGCUACAAAGUAAGACCCUGUCACAAUAAAAUAAAAACAGAACCCCAGAGGCUGCAAAGACGGA